Messenger RNA from Fusarium pseudograminearum CS3096, 402 nucleotides. RefSeq lists its product as uncharacterized. NCBI's taxonomy places the organism in Eukaryota, Fungi, Ascomycota, Sordariomycetes, Hypocreales, Nectriaceae. The transcript has 2 exons. The record is from RefSeq and is a predicted model, not a curated record. The coding region runs from base 1 to 402 and encodes 133 amino acids.
AUGUACCUCGGCCUAUCUAUCUUCCGCACCUCAACCCUCUAUCGAUUACCUCCCAAGAAGAAAUUGAAAGAACUGAAUAAACAAACAAUGCCCACCACCUCUGGUACAGUCAGCAGCUUCGAUGGCGGAAACAAAAUCACAGCCACUUUUGUAGUCGAUGGCGUGCAGUGCACAUUCAAUGGCAGCUUCGACCCCCCGGUGGGAGACUUCAACAGCUAUGAUGCGAAGCUGGACUACAGCGACAUCAGACAAUUGACUACUCAGCGAGAGUUUAGAGGGAAAGUCAGUUCCCAGAACCUGAUCAUCGACACGAAUAAUGGUCCAAAGAUCACCAGCCAUUCCGACAAACCCAUUUCUCCAGUUAGUCAAUUUUCUGGAAGGGGAAGUUGGGAGCACAGCUGA